GUACCAUCUCUAACAAUACAUCCGGGCGACAAGAAGAAGCAUUACCGGCUGUGCUGUUCGGUUUUGCUAUUUAGCGUAUCGAUUUUUGUAUUAAAAGUAUUAAAGUAUAAAAGACCAUGCUCAAGCUGAAACUAGAAGCUUUAGGUCAUCCCACACCCAGCGAUGUGGCGCUUACCAAUCGCAAGGAAUUCGCCAGCACAAUCCUCUGGGUGGAGGACCAGAAAAUCCGGCUUUACACCAUAGAGGAUAGAGAAAACCUGCGCAAUAUAGACAAUCCCACGUUAUGGGAAGAGGGCUACAUGAAGUACUGUGCGGAUCUCAACAUGCCGCCUCUGGAGACCCAACAGGAGCAGCUGGCGUGGAUCCUCAGUCACGCCGUGCGCCUCGAGUUUCUGGAUGACCCCGAACAGUUUACCUCCAUCAAUAGCAAACAGGGUUUACCCCAAAGCAAUGGCAAACAGGUCCACCAGAAGGUUCAAUCUAUUUUCGAAGGAAAGAUUAAUGUUCAGGAAAAAGCGUUCGUAGAUGCUGUACGACUGCUGGCCAGCAAACUGAAUGUCCCGCAUCAUCCAAACCACCUUCUGCAGCUGGAGGCAGUUGCCCGGAUUGUGCACGAACGUCUUUCGCCUGAGGCCAAAGGCCGGAAGCCGAUCAUAGGGACUCCUUUCCCUUUCGACAAGGGUAACGAUGUGGUCUCAUCCAACGAUCGCGACCUUGAUUUGCCCAUGCGCAUUCUACGCCUUCUUCAGAUUCAAAGCCUUCGCGAACUCCAGACGCACAUCAACGAGACAAUUGUUGCAGUUCAAAACAUCACAGCCAAUCCAAAGACUGACACCAAGUUGGGCAAGGUGGGACGCUAGAUUUUAAUUAGCACGGAAAAGAAAUCAAUAAGAUUAUUGGGGCCUAUGUAUCAAUUUGUAUAAUUGAAGCUUCUUAUGAAACUAUGAUGAUCAACAUUUUAUAGUCAAGAAGACUUCUUACAGAUAUCGUUUAGAAAUAUUCAUAAAAAUCAACAGAACAAAGCCAAGUAUCCUUAUACGCAUACAUGUUUCAAGCUAUAACAAAGAGAACAAAUAUUUAUAUCUAGGUUAUAGAUGUAAUGCAAUUAAAAUGCAAGAAUUUAAUGGUUUUGGAGCGAAGCAAUAUUAAGGGGCCCAUAUAAUUUAUUGAUUAUUUUUCCAAUCUUUAAACUAAGAUUCUCGAAGUCCCUAGUGGUCAAUAAUUAUUUGAAAGAUUCAACUAAAAGCCAACUAACAACAAUAUGUAGACAUUUACACUUCUAUGUAUAUUUAAUGGUUUUAGAAAGGUAAUACUAAUAAAUAGUCUUGUCAAAUAAUUGUAUAGGCUCUAUGAAAAAAUAUAUUAUGAAUUUACAAUUUAAAA
This is a messenger RNA of Drosophila eugracilis, 1383 nucleotides long. Its product is annotated as RNA transcription, translation and transport factor protein. NCBI's taxonomy places the organism in Eukaryota, Metazoa, Arthropoda, Insecta, Diptera, Drosophilidae. The transcript is spliced from 3 exons. Gene Ontology annotation, biological process: tRNA splicing, via endonucleolytic cleavage and ligation. Gene Ontology annotation, molecular function: RNA binding. The coding region runs from base 117 to 860 and encodes 247 amino acids. Gene Ontology annotation, cellular component: tRNA-splicing ligase complex. The record is from RefSeq and is a predicted model, not a curated record.